Canis lupus familiaris (dog) is the source of this 644-nucleotide messenger RNA. RefSeq names its product tubulin folding cofactor A (gene TBCA). Gene Ontology annotation, molecular function: beta-tubulin binding. NCBI's taxonomy places the organism in Eukaryota, Metazoa, Chordata, Mammalia, Carnivora, Canidae. Gene Ontology annotation, cellular component: cytosol; microtubule cytoskeleton. The record is from RefSeq and is a predicted model, not a curated record. The coding region runs from base 121 to 447 and encodes 108 amino acids. Gene Ontology annotation, biological process: tubulin complex assembly; post-chaperonin tubulin folding pathway. The transcript is spliced from 4 exons.
GCCGGGGUCUGCGCAUGCGCGCGGGGCCGCGGCGACUGCGCCGACACGACCGCGUCCUCGGCGUCGGCUCCCUCCGCGGCUCCCCGGGCCUCCACCCCUCCUCGCGGCGCUCGAGGGACCAUGGCGGAUCCUCGCGUCAGGCAGAUCAAGAUCAAAACCGGCGUCGUAAAGCGAUUGGUCAAAGAAAAAAUGAUGUAUGAAAAAGAAGCAAAACAACAAGAAGAAAAGAUUGAAAAAAUGAAAGCUGAAGAUGGUGAAAAUUAUGCCAUUAAAAAGCAGGCAGAGAUACUGCAGGAGUCCCGGAUGAUGAUCCCAGAUUGCCAGCGCAGGUUGGAAGCUGCAUAUACUGAUCUUCUGCAGUUAUUAGAGAGUGAAAAAGACUUGGAAGAAGCUGAGGAAUAUAAGGAAGCACGUUUAGUAUUGGAUUCAGUGAAGUUAGAAGCCUGAAGUUUUGCCGUGCAGGGUGUUUUUUCAUUAAAUCCUGAGAUCCAUUCCACAAUUCAUUAUUUUUGACCACUGCUAUAUGUUCAAGUAGUAUAAGAAUGUGAUUCUUUUUAUGCAGUUGCAUAUAUUUUUCUUUGCCUAAUUUAAUGUGUCAAAUAAAUGAGUUCGUCUAAUAAAAUUGUUUCAUACUUUAUAAAAUA